This is a messenger RNA of Monomorium pharaonis (pharaoh ant), 2440 nucleotides long. RefSeq names its product methylcrotonoyl-CoA carboxylase subunit alpha, mitochondrial (gene Mccc1). The transcript is spliced from 9 exons. NCBI's taxonomy places the organism in Eukaryota, Metazoa, Arthropoda, Insecta, Hymenoptera, Formicidae. Gene Ontology annotation, cellular component: mitochondrion. Gene Ontology annotation, molecular function: metal ion binding; ATP binding; methylcrotonoyl-CoA carboxylase activity. The record is from RefSeq and is a predicted model, not a curated record. The coding region runs from base 225 to 2351 and encodes 708 amino acids.
CAAAUUAUUUGCCCAAUUCUAUAAAAAUUUUUCAAAAUAUAUUAUAUUAGGCUUGAAAAUAAUGCCAAGUCAUAAAUGGAUAGGUCAUAGGUGAUGGAUAAGAAACACAUGGCAUUGCUACAGCUAAGCGGAUUUGAGGAGUAGAUCCGAACAGCAGACAAGAAGCAGAUAAAUCAAUUCGGAAGUUUGUUUAUACCAUAUUAUGUACUUGUAGAGUUAAAAUCAUGUUUUAUUUUGGAAAGUUAAAAUCAGUACUCCACAAGAAUCCACUAACCUUGUAUAUCCGAGAUUCACAUCAGUCGGCUUCACAGAUUGACAGAAUCAACAAGAUUUUAAUAGCAAACCGGGGAGAAAUAGCAUGCCGUGUAAUAAAAACUGCCAGGAGGCUCGGCGUAAGAACCGUGGCCAUUUACAGUGAGGCAGACAGAAAUUCCAUGCAUGUGGAGCAGGCUGACGAAGCUUACUGCAUUGGUCCAGCUCAGUCCAGCCAGAGUUACCUACGACAAGACAAAAUUAUAUCUGUGGUCAAACAGGCAAAGUGUCAGGCUGUGCAUCCAGGGUAUGGAUUUCUUUCAGAGAACACUGAAUUCGCAGAGCUGUGUCAGAAGGAGAAUAUUAUAUUUAUCGGUCCACCAGCCAGCGCCAUUAGAGAUAUGGGAAUUAAGAAUAUCUCGAAGGCUAUCAUGACAAAGGCUGGUGUUCCUAUCAUAGAAGGAUAUCAUGGAGAGGAUCAGACGAACGAAACGCUAUUAGCAGAAGCCAGGAAGAUUGGCUUUCCAUUGAUGAUCAAAGCCGUGCGUGGUGGUGGUGGAAAGGGUAUGAGAAUUGCUCACAUGGAAUCCGAUUUUAUUGAGGCGCUGGAAUCCGCGAGAACUGAAUCUGAGAAGGCGUUUGGUGAUUCAGCAGUGCUUCUGGAAAAAUACGUCGCCGAACCUAGACACGUGGAGGUGCAGAUUUUCGCUGAUAAACACGGAAACGCCAUUUAUCUGUUCGAAAGAGAUUGCUCUGUGCAGAGGAGACAUCAGAAAGUGAUCGAGGAAGCGCCUGCUCCUGGCAUUUCCCAGCAGCUUAGGCAGAAAUUAGGCGAAGCAGCUGUACGUGCCGCUAAAGCUGUAAGGUAUGUAGGUGCUGGAACGGUGGAGUUUAUAAUGGAUCGAAAUGAUCACAGUUUCCAUUUUAUGGAGAUGAAUACGCGUCUCCAAGUAGAGCAUCCCGUCACCGAGGCAAUUACCGGCUUGGAUCUAGUCGAGUGGCAACUGAGAGUUGCAAGCGGCGAAGAACUUCCGCUCAAACAAGAGCAGAUCAAUCUCAACGGUCACGCAUUCGAAGCGAGAAUUUAUGCUGAGAAUCCAAGGAACGGUUUCUUACCAGGAGCCGGUCGACUGUUGUAUUUAAAGUCUCCCGAACCAGCAGACAAUGUCAGAGUUGAAACAGGAGUGCGACAAAAUGACGAGGUGUCUGUACAUUAUGACCCAAUGAUAGCGAAAUUAGUAGUCUGGGGAAAAGACAGGUGCGAAGCUCUCAAUGUACUUAUAUCCAAACUCGGUGAAUAUAAUAUAGCUGGUUUGGACACGAAUAUAGAAUUUAUUAAAGAUCUUUGUGCACAUCCCAAAUUUCAAAAUGGUGAAGUACAUACGGGAUUUAUUGAGGAGAACUUUGAACAACUAUUCCCCAAAAUUCACUCAUCUAACAAAAUAUUAAUGCAAGGAACUCUCGCCUCGAUAUUGUAUGAAGAUAUAGAGUCAUUAAGCACGUCCUUGGAAACAAAGGAUCCUUUUACUCCGUUUGCAAUGGAAACUGGACUCAGAUUAAAUCACGUAUUAAACCGUACGUUUCUUUUUGACGUAGAAAAGAAGAGUAACACAGUGGAAGUAAAAUACACCGAGCCAGAUGUGUAUUUUAUGAGAGUUAACAAAUUAGGACAUUGGAGAAAAGUAACUGGAACCUUGAAGAAGACCAAGGAUGGUGCUUUAGAAUUGUACGCGGAAAUUGACGGAAUUGUUGCCAAAGCACGGACGGUGAAACUUAAUAAUAAGCUACACAUAUUCACGAAGGAUCGUGAAUGGCAAUUGAUUAUCCCCAUUCCCAAGUUUGUGUCCGCGAUUAUGAGCCAGGUAGAGCAAAAUCCAUAUCGAGCUUUAAGUCCGAUGCCUGGAUUAGUUGACAAGAUUUUUGUUAAUAAGGGGGAUGCAGUAAAGAAGGGUGAUUCAUUGCUCGUUAUUGUCGCUAUGAAAAUGGAGCAUAUUAUUAAGGCAUCUAUAGACGGAAUGGUUGAGGACGUGCUGUGCUGUACAGGUGAUAACGUUGCCAAAAAUAAACCUCUCGUGAAACUGACCGACUGCCGAACAUAAUAUAAUAUAUGUAAAAGGCUGCAGAACUUAGAAUUUUUUAAAAUGGUUUUUGUUAAGUUUAAAUAUAAAACAAAUUCUACAUUGUUAAA